UAUAUAUCAUACUGAUGCUUGUAGACUGUUCCUAAUGUACCGUAGUACGAGUACUGUACCGUACGUAGACAGGUGAAGAGAAAUUUGAAAUUUAUUUUCUGGUUCCACGCGUCAGAGGAAAACAAAUAGACUCAAACAGAGGAAUCUUGCGCAAGAAAAAGCACCACACGCCGACGACAAAACAAGGGCAAUAUUUUCUCCUUUCCUAGCAGCCUCGAAAGCAAGGAUUGCUCCAUUACAUCAAGCACUAGUAGACCAGAUAACUCCAGGAAACAUUCCCCAAUCGAGGACGGUCGACGGAAAUUAUUCUAUCUUGAAGAAAUCAAAUCAUUCCAAUAUCGUGAAAAUGAGCUCAGAAGAUAGUGAGACCGCCAUUUUGACCUUUUUGUCGUCUUCUCCGGAUGCCGUCAUUCCUGAUACCCAGCCGUGGGCCGCAAGCAACAAUCUCGACCACGCGAAAGUGGUUGGUGCGAUCAAGUCMCUCUUGGUCGAGCAGUAUGUCGUAGCGGAGGACCUGAAAACGAGUUUUUACACUCUAACGAAGGAAGGAGAAGGUGUUGUAGCCAACGGGGCCCAGGAAAUCAUCGUGUUGAAGGCCCUGAACGAGGCAGGAAAGCUGUCCAUGGGCGACCUACAGGCCAAGGUCGGAAAAGACGUGGCCAAGAUUGGUAUGGGAAACUGUAUGAAGUCGAAAUGGAUCAAAAAAGAAGGAGGAGAUCUUGUUGCGCUGAAGAAAGACGACGAAGUAGAAGACACCGUUCAAAAGCUUCUGCUAGACCUGAAGGCCAUUGACGACAAGGUACGUUCAAGUUUUACUGAAAUUAAUAUGGAAGACAUGGUCAAUGACGGUUGGAAAAAUACAUCGACACCAAAGAUAURUUUGAUUCGUCGAGCUCACUCUUUCUUCAAAUUUAUUUCACCGGCAAACGAUACUAAUAGACCGCAAAAGACUUGAAAAGACGAAAACUUAUUACUCUGGUUACUCAGAAGUCCCACAAGGUCACACGAGGACCUCAAUAUGCUCCCCAGCGAGUGAAAAAGGCUGCCGAUUUGACAAAGGAGAUGUUGGACUCUGGAUCCUGGGAGACUACCGAGUUCAAACCUUACAAUUUCUUAGUUUUGGGAGAAAAGGUGGGAGGCGGUUACCUCCAUCCGCUCCUCAAGGUCCGAGCAGAAUUUCGAAAGAUUCUCAUGGAAAUGGGAUUCCAAGAAAUGCCGACUAACAAGUGGGUGGAGUCCUCCUUUUGGAAUUUCGAUUCGCUCUUUCAGCCACAAUCGCAUCCAGCGCGGGAUGCCCACGACACCUUUUUCAUCAAAAAUCCUGCCGAAACGGUAAGCGUUCCGGAAGAUUACUACGAGCGAGUGAAAGAAAUGCAUGAAAAGGGAGGCCACGGAUCCAUCGGAUAUCGGUACGACUUUAAGAAAGAAGAAGCCUUCAAAAACUUGCUCCGAACGCACACUACUGCUGUAUCUUCGCAGAUGCUUUACAAACUUGCAAACCARCCGGGCGGGUUCAAGCCAGCUCGUUACUUCUCGGUCGACCGUGUCUUCCGUAACGAAACCAUGGAUGCAACACACUUGUGUGAGUUUCACCAAGUAGAAGGAUGGGUGGCUGACUACAACCUUUCUCUUGGCGACUUGAUUGGUACCAUCGAGACCUUUUUGAACAAGAUUGGAAUUACAGAGCUUCGUUUCAAACCUGCCUUCAAUCCAUACACAGAGCCAUCGAUGGAAAUUUUCGGAUACCACCCAGACCUGAAAAAAUGGACAGAAAUUGGAAACUCGGGUAUGUUCCGUCCUGAAAUGCUGCGACCCAUGGGCUUACCAGAGGAUGUCCGAGUUAUUGCCUGGGGUUUGUCGCUGGAACGUCCUACCAUGAUCAAGUACCGUAUUAACAAUAUUCGAGAUCUCUUUGGACACAAGGUAGAAAUGGCGAGAACCCGAACUGUCCCUAUCAGCCGGUACGAUUACUCGGUUGGCGCUGCCAAGCCAACAACAGAUUAGACGGGUGCUUUUGAGGAGCACUGCACCGUAGCAAUGUUCAAGAAUUAAUACAACAUCAAAAUAAUAUUAUUCAGUAUUUUUCUGCUCUGCAAUGAUCUCGCGAAAAAGCGAAUGAAGACAAACCUAAUCUUCGUAUAUAAACAUACAAAAUACUGCUCCAGUGUUCACCAUGGGUUCUUGCUAUCAGACUUGAUGUUGUUUUGAAUCAUGAUCCUUCCGAACAUCUUUAACUAGUGCACAAAACGAAGAAAGGGGAAAAUAUUUCAAAAGAUGACAGAGUUAUGUUCUGGUCGAAUUGAUGACGGACAGACGAACGAAUAUCAUCCUAAAAUCUCUUUUUUCCGUUCGGAAAUCAUCAACCAUCAAACAAACAUCAUCAUCUGUCAAAUCAAAAUUCGAAACUUUGUUUUGGUUGCAGCGAAGCAUCGUCCGUCAUUAUUUAUGUGAUGUACGAUUGACGGCCGAUAAAGGAAUUGAAGGACAUCGGCAAUCAAAUUUAAUACAAUGAGAAAAGAACUCAGUAGUAGAAGUCUUCUAUUUUUGUUGCUGCUAGAAGGAACAGUUCUUUUCUGCUGCUCAGGGUUUCGAUUGCCAGAACAGCCAACGACAACGCAACGGCAUCAUCGUUGUCAACAAUCAUCAGUAAUCCUUUCGGUAUUGGCGGAUACAGAACGGACAGCAGAUAGUGUCUCUAUGAAUACUGAUACCUCAGAGAGAAAAUUCCUAAUCCACUGGAGAGGGGAAAAAGAUCCAGGAUAUAGCAAAUCGUUUAGACACUUGGAAUUUGAAAGUGCUCUUGCAGCUGAACUCUGUUCCCAAAAGCUACCUACGUCAUCGUCAUUGGACCAUGCCAGAGAUACUACAAGCGAUGACAGCAAGGUGAUCCCUCAAGUCAACUUUACUAAUGCUUUAAAUUACAUUGGAAAUGAGUCCAUGACGGAUAUGAACAUCGAACAUUUCAACGAAGCUAUGCAGUUUGUGUCCUUCUCCUCUAAUGAUUCCAAUUUGCUCGCUGUUUCCAAGGCAACCGUCAUUCGAGCCGUUGAAAGAUGUUCUUUAAUUCAUGGUUUCUACGAGAUUGUGGCCUCAAGUGACAAACUAGAUGACUUAGCGGAUCUUGCAAUUAAAGAUGGUGGGUUUUCGGACCUUUACGAAGGAGGGGCCAACGAGAAAGCAACGUGGUGCUUUCGAGCACGUAUGUACAAUUCGUCCGUAAUUCCAGAGGAGCACUCGAACAAAGGAAGAGGCAAACGUUACAGCUCGCGCACGCGAUCGAUGAAAAUAGAGAGGGAUGGCUUGAACGCCCUGAAAGACCUGAUGAUCCGUUUUGGAGGAAAGGUAAACCUGGAAAAUCCUGACAACAAAAUUUACAUAUUCGACGGUCUCGAGGAAGAAAUCGAUGGUGUGCGUGUUGGCCGCAAGGUUCUUGCACGUCGGAUUGCGUCGGGACCCAAAAUAUUUUCCAUCGCACCGGCGGAAAGGAUAUGCAUCACCAACACACCACUGGAGCCCAUUGCUGCCUUUGUUCUUUGCAAUAUUGCAAGAAUCAAGGCUCGGGAUAGAAUUUUGGAUCCCUAUGCUGGUUCGUGUACCACUUUGUUGGCAGCAGCCAUGAUCGCCCCCGAUGCGGAAACCGUUGGCAUUGAGAUUGCUCACAACGGGCUUGUCAAUCGGGAGCACAUCGUCGAAGACUUUACCACUAGAAAUCUGAAACUGCCCAGUCAAAUUAUUCACGGGGAUUCCACUAAUGUCACUAUCCGAGAGACCGCAAAAGAAGCGGUCGGUAAUGAAGCCUUUGACGCAAUCAUUGCCGAUCCUCCGUAUGGAAUCCGAGAAUCCAUCGGUUACAAUGAAAAUAGUCCAUUGGAAGAAUUGUUCACGUCGAUCGCAAUCGAUAGAGGUGCUACCGAUCGCGAGCGCCUGCUGAAAGCGGGAGGAAGACUGAUUGCUUUCGUUCCGGUCACCGAUGAACAAACGCUUACAGAAAUGCUCCCGCACGAGGACUUGACAGAAAAAGCCGGACUGAAAUUCGAGGUGUGCAGGGAGCAGCCCUUGAAUGACAAACUAAGCCGAUGGCUUGUGAGCUAUGUCAGCAUAAAGUAACUACAAUCUUAAAAAGGCGACU
Messenger RNA from Pseudo-nitzschia multistriata, 4129 nucleotides. Lineage: Eukaryota; Bacillariophyta; Bacillariophyceae; Bacillariales; Bacillariaceae. The record is from the annotation of a GenBank genome assembly.